Helianthus annuus (common sunflower) is the source of this 2067-nucleotide messenger RNA. Its product is annotated as phosphoinositide phospholipase C 4. The transcript is spliced from 8 exons. NCBI's taxonomy places the organism in Eukaryota, Viridiplantae, Streptophyta, Magnoliopsida, Asterales, Asteraceae. Gene Ontology annotation, molecular function: phosphatidylinositol-4,5-bisphosphate phospholipase C activity. The coding region runs from base 120 to 1868 and encodes 582 amino acids. Gene Ontology annotation, biological process: lipid metabolic process; phosphatidylinositol-mediated signaling. The record is from RefSeq and is a predicted model, not a curated record.
UCCAUCUGCGAAUCUGCCCAGAAAGUAGCGUACUCUUCAUCUCUCUCUCUCUCUAUAUAUACACAAACACACUACCCAAUUUCCCAUUACCCUCACCGAUCAUCCAACAGAAAGAAUUAAUGGUAAUGGGGAAUUACAGGGUAUGCUAUUGUUUUACCAGAAAGUUUAAAGUAACCGAAGCCGAACCGCCGUUAGACGUUAAAGAAUUGUUUAACAAGUACUCUAGUGACUCGAAUCACAUGACGGCGGAUCAGCUUCGGCGGUUUCUAGAGGAUGCAGAUGAACACACUGUCUCGGUUUCUGAUGUCGAGCUUAUUAUCGAGCGGUUACUUCACAAACGGCAUCAUCAUCUUGCAAAGUUGAUUAAUAGGAAAUCUUUGUCUUUAGAAGAUUUUCAUCAUUUUCUCUUCAGCACUGAGCUUAAUUCCCCUAUUAGAUCUCAGGUUCACCAAGAUAUGAGUGCACCACUGUCUCAUUAUUACAUAUACACGGGCCACAAUUCGUACUUGACGGGGAACCAGUUAAGUAGCAACUGCAGCGAGGUUCCGAUUAUUAAAGCACUUAAACUUGGCGUUCGGGUCAUAGAACUUGAUCUAUGGCCAAACUCGUCGAAAAGUAAUGUGCAUGUUCUUCAUGGAAGGACCUUGACAAGCCCAGUAAAACUCAUGGAGUGUUUAAAAGCAAUCAAAGAGUAUGCAUUUGUGGCUUCACCUUAUCCAGUCAUCAUAACACUAGAAGACCACCUUACACCCUGUCUUCAAGCAAAAGUAGCUCAAAUGAUCACCGAAACAUUUGGGUCAAUGCUAUUUUUCCCUGAAUCAGAAAACUUUGAAGAACUCCCAUCGCCUGAAAACUUAAAAUAUCGAAUAUUGAUUUCAACAAAACCUCCAAAAGAGUACCUUGAAACCGAAGAUGUUAGACGUUGUAGCUCACAAAAGAGCCAAGUUUCGGAUGUUGAUGAUGACGCUUGGAGUGAAGACAAAAGUUUUAAGUCAGGAAGUGAUAAGAGUGAACAUGAUGAGACAACAGAUUUGCUUAAGACAAAGAAAUCGCCUUCGUCUCCUGUUUACAAGCAGCUGAUUGCAAUUCAUGCCGGAAAACCCAAAAAGGGAUUAAAGGAUGCGCUUAAAGUUGAAAAGGAUAAAGUCAGGCGCUUAAGUUUGGCUGAACAAGCACUUGCAAAGGCUGCAGGAAAUCAUGGGCAGGAUGUAGUGAGAUUCACACAGAAGAACAUUCUUAGAAUUUAUCCCAAAGGAACGCGUAUUACCUCCUCUAAUUACAAACCGCUAAUGGGUUGGCUACAUGGAGCUCAGAUGGUUGCAUUUAACAUGCAGGGAUAUGGUAGAUCACUAUGGUUAAUGCAUGGAAUGUUCAGAGCUAAUGGGGGUUGUGGGUAUGUGAAAAAACCGGAUUUUUUAAUGAGAUGCGGGUCUAAGAAUGAGGUGUUUAACCCCAAAGCAAAGCUUCAACCCAAGACAUCAUUAAAAGUGAAAAUUUAUAUGGGAGAUGGAUGGCAUUUGGAUUUCAAGAAAACUCAUUUUGAUAAAUACUCUCCUCCUGAUUUCUUUACCAGGGUUGGUAUAGCUGGAGCAUCUGUUGAUAAAGUUAUGAAAAAGACCAAGAUUAAGGAGGACAACUGGACACCUGUUUGGAAUGAAGAGUUUACAUUUCCACUAGCAGUUCCUGAAUUAGCUUUACUUAGAAUUGAAGUGCAUAGCUACAACAUGUCCGAAAAACACGAUUUUGCUGGCCAAAUUUGUCUGCCUGUUUCAGAGUUGAGGCCUGGAAUCCGUGCGGUCCCACUCUGUAAUCGCAAAGGCGAUCAAUACACGUCAGCAAGGUUACUCAUGCGGUUUGAGUUCAUCUAAAAUACGCAUUGUUGUUAAUCUCGUUUUCUAGUUUAUACGCACUUAGACUAGUUCAUUGUUUUUAUAGAGUUUUGUUUAGCAUAGCAGGCUUGCUUGCUUGCUCUUGUUGUCUAUAGUUAUAAUCAUUUGUUGUAGGAAAGUGUUGUAAUAUUUUCAGUUGUGAAAUAAAAUAUAUGUACAUAUUUACAUUUAUGAAAGU